Molecule: messenger RNA, 1413 nt
Organism: Cricetulus griseus (Chinese hamster)
Lineage: Eukaryota; Metazoa; Chordata; Mammalia; Rodentia; Cricetidae
Source: RefSeq, a predicted model, not a curated record
AGAAGCAGCGGGAGCUGGCCCGGAAGGGUUCCCUGAAGAACGGCAGCAUGGGCAGCCCUGUCAACCAGCAACCCAAGAAGAACAAUGUGAUGGCCCGGACGAGGCUGGUCGUCCCCAAUAAAGGCUACUCCUCGCUUGCCAUGGGCCCUGAUGAGAAGCCACUGGUAGCUCUUGACACAGACAGUGAUGAUGACUUCGACAUGUCCAGAUACUCUUCCUCUGGCUACUCCUCUGCGGAGCAGAUCAACCAAGAUUUGAACAUCCAGCUGCUGAAGGACGGCUACCGGUUAGACGAGAUCCCCUGUUCAGUUACUUGGGGGAGACCACACCCAAGCACCCUGCCACCUCUCCCCAGAGCUGCAGUCAGGGGGCAGCACUGAAGGCCAGGAGGCCAACUGUAAGCAGAAAGAGGAAGGGAUCACAAGGCCAGGGGUUUGGCCCCAUGCCAGUGAAGCCAUGAAUUCCCCAGCCCUAGCCUGGAAAGGAAGGAAAGGGGGUUGGGGAAGAAAAGGCCCCAAGCAAUGGGGACAAUUCUCAACACCUCAGAGCCCCUCACCCCAACCCCCGUGCCAGCCCAUAUUCCUAUUUGUGUUUCCCCCUCAUCUCCAGAUGGGAAGCUAGGCAAAGCCGUCCAAAGGGAUACUAUCAUCCCUCAUUAGAUCACUGCCUUCUCCCUCCCUCCACUCAAGUUCCCCUGCUUCCUUACAUUCUGAGGACGGGGAGUGUAAGGUGAGCCUUAGAGGCCAGGUUUGGGGAUUGUAUGAUCUGUUCUCAACAGCCUCUAACCAGUGCAUCUGUCCCUGUGCCCCACCCCCUCACCCCAGUCUUCUGGUUAUUGCUUCCAGGCUGGUAGCAAGAGAUAGGGCUGGCCUCCAGUGCCCGGUUCCCGGUUCACCCUAACCCAAGGUCCAGGAGGCUGGCUUCCAGAAAGGCUCUUCAAGAGCAAGCUUGAGAGAAUGCAGUGCACCAAGUGGCUGUAUGUAUGUGGUAGGGUGUGUGUCUGUGUGUGUUUAACCUGUCUGUCCAGGUCAACCUGAUGGGUAUGUGUGGUGGGGAAAUGACUGUGGUCGAUUUGCUGUAUGAAAGGCUGCUUAAGAAAUGCAGUGGACUGAGGGCCUAGCCUGGCAGUCAGAAGCCUGGGUUCUAGUGUCAGCUCUGGUAUUCUCCCUGGGCUCUUAAGCAGUUCCCAGGCUUCUCCAGGUCUUCAGUUCUCUCGACUGGAAAAUUCAGAAUAGCUGACAUUACUAACAGUCUUUUCAGAUCUGAAGAAAUUUCUUCACAGGAAUUUCUGAAGAGAGCUUUGAGAGCAACUAGGAGGCCUGAGGUGUGUGCUUGUGUAGACAUAAGAAGCAAAUACAGAUUUGUUUGGGAAAGAGGUGUGUGUGUGUGUGUGUGUGUGUGUGUGUGUGUGUG